Ostrinia furnacalis (Asian corn borer) is the source of this 873-nucleotide messenger RNA. RefSeq names its product G protein-coupled receptor kinase 2-like. NCBI's taxonomy places the organism in Eukaryota, Metazoa, Arthropoda, Insecta, Lepidoptera, Crambidae. The coding region runs from base 1 to 873 and encodes 290 amino acids. Gene Ontology annotation, biological process: protein phosphorylation; signal transduction; regulation of signal transduction. The transcript has 7 exons. The record is from RefSeq and is a predicted model, not a curated record. Gene Ontology annotation, molecular function: ATP binding; G protein-coupled receptor kinase activity. Gene Ontology annotation, cellular component: cytoplasm.
AUGCCUUGGAGACCGCAUAAUGUGUCCGAAGAAAUCAAGGGAGGCGACCUAAAGUUCCACAUCUACAACAUGUGCGGCGCGGACACCGGGUUGGGGCUGGAGCGAGCGCGGUUCUACGCGGCCCAAGUGGCCUGCGGGCUCGACCACCUGCACAAGAUGGGCAUAGUGUACAGAGACUGCAAGCCAGAAAACAUCCUACUAGACGACGCGGGCCACGUGCGGAUCUCGGAUCUAGGACUGGCUGUUGAUGUACCAGAGGGCGGCAGCGUGCGAGGUCGCGUCGGCACCGUCGGCUACAUGGCGCCAGAGGUCAUAGACAACGAGCGGUACACGUUCAGUCCGGACUGGUUCUCGUUCGGCUGCCUGGUGUACGAGAUGAUCGAGGGCCGCGCGCCCUUCCGCGCGCGCAAGGAGAAGGUCAAGCGGGAGGAGGUCGACCGCCGGGUCAAGCACGAGCAAGAGAAAUACUCAAGCAAGUUCAGCGAGUGCGCCCGAUCUCUAUGCAGCGGGCUCUUAUGCAAGUGCGCCGGCGCGCGGCUGGGCUGCGGCGCGGGCCGGCGCGGCGCUCAACUGGUUAAGGCUCAUCGGUUCUUCGCGCAAUUAAACUUUGCGAGGCUUGAAGCUGGCAUGGUGGACGCGCCGUUUGUGCCUGACCCGCACGCGGUGUACGCCAAAGACGUGCUCGACAUCGAGCAGUUUUCCACCGUGAAGGGCGUCAACUUGGACGCGGCCGACGACACCUUCUACGGCAAGUUCAACACCGGCUCCGUCAGCAUCCCCUGGCAGGCCGAGAUGAUCGAAACAGGCUGCUUCACCGAGCUCAAUGUCUUCGCGAGAGGUGAGCACAACACUAAGCAGGCACUUGGGCCAUGA